Messenger RNA from Didymodactylos carnosus, 612 nucleotides. The record is from the annotation of a GenBank genome assembly. NCBI's taxonomy places the organism in Eukaryota, Metazoa, Rotifera, Eurotatoria, Philodinida, Philodinidae.
AUGGUAGAGAAGCAUGCAAAAGAUGACAUGAUAGCUUCUGGUGGGCAAGCCUAUGAAAUGGAAUUACCGUCUAUAAAAAACAAACGUCGUUUUGUUAGCGUUGAUUUCAAUAUUCCAAAUAGAAAUGUUUUAUUCGACGAUUUCAUUGAUGCAGAGCAGUCAUCAUUUGAAGAAAUAGGUGGCAUUGUUUCAAAUAAAGACGAUUCGACGUUGUCAUGUUUAACAGUUCGUAGCUGGACAAUCGGCAUUUUGUUUACUGUUUUAAUGGCAGGUCUGUCACAAUAUCUAUCUUUUAAAACAACUUAUUAUUUUCCAACGUAUCUGGUUUUGCUGCUGUCACAUCCGAUAGGUAACUUUUUAGCAUGGUGUUCGCCAAAGAAAAAGUUCAGAAUUCCUUUUUUUGGUAUUCAUUCACUGAAUCCCGGAAAAUUUACAAUCAAAGAACAUGCAGUCAUAUUUUCAAUGGCCGUAACGGCACAAAUAGACAUUAGCGCAAUCGAGACCAUCGCGUCUCGUCAAGUUUACGAUUCUGUAAAGACAGGCUUUGGUAUUGGACUAAUGUUUGUUUUAUCAUCUCAAAUUCUUGGUUACGGAAUGGCAGGUAAAAGAUGA